UAGUUAUCAAUAAAGAGCCGGAAGUUUCGGUCUCCGUUAUUGUGCUCAGUGUUAGUUAGAUAGUGUUGUGCGUGGUCGUUCUGUUCGUCUGCUGAACUGCCGGUUUUUCUAUAGAUCUUAUUGUAUUUUUUUUUUUGUAAUAUUAUUAUUAUUAAUACGCCACAACAAUUGUGUACUUAUUUUUUUGGCGUACAUAAGUAUUAUUUUCUGGACAAGAAAGUAAUAAUUAGGAAAACAUUUAAUUUAUUGUGCAAUGGGUUUAUUAACCGAAGGGCAACCACUCACUUGGGAUGAGACCAAACAAUUGGCUGAUCAUGUAAGACAACAUGGAAUCAUUCAGUUUGUGAAUCUAUACCAUCAGUUACUUGACCGUAAAGGAGAUGUUCUGAAAUGGGGAGACGAGGUAAAUUAAUACACAUUUUGAUUUUUCAUUACUUAAAGUCUACAUAAAUAUAUAAUACUAUUUGUAUGUUUUGGUUGUUUGUUAUACAUUUCCAGGUCGAAUACAUAAUCGUUAAAUUUGACCAUUUGAAUAAGACUGCAAAAGUUAGACUUUGUGCACAAGAGGUAUUAGAUCAACUCAAUGAAAAAGAAGCAAAUGACCCAGAGUAAGUGUAAUUGAUUGAAUAAAAUAUUGAUUCUCCAUAAGAAUACAAAUACCCAUUCUUAAUGUUAAGUAUGUUAGUAGGUAACACAUAAAUAUUAUUGAUUUAAAUAGCCAUUCAAUUAUUGAAUAUGGUAAAUAACUACUUAUACCUUGACUCAUAUUUAGAUUUGAUGCCAAUAAAAACUUAUUUUUUAUUAAUUUUCAUUGAAACCCAUAAUUUACUUUUCUCUUGGCAUUUGUUGUAGGUAGUGCAAUUUUUUUAGUAAUAAAAAUGUUGAAAAAAUUAUAUUUAUAAAUAUAAAAAGACGGACAUAGCUUGAAUGAUGGAGGGGGCCACUAUUUUAGGUGAGUAGUUGGAAAGGUAGAAUAUAGAGGGAAGUUCAAUUUAUAUCUAGACAAUGGUAAACCAUUGUUAACGAAAAGCGAUUCGGAGCAAAUUUAUUUUUACUUUUCCAGUUUUUCUUAUAUUUUUUCUAAUUGUUACGAAAACUGCUUGGAAAAUUAAAAAAUUAUUUCAUUUUAGUUAUCACCCUGAUAAAAUUUCUUCUCAGAAAAGGUUCUUAGUUCAUUUGAAAAUAUGAGCAAGAUUUCUGGUAUAAAAAUGUUCAUAGAUUAAAAAAAAUAUGUAUGUACAUAGUAAAACCAAUACAUUCCUAACUAUGCUCCGAAUCUUAAAUGUAGGUACUUAACCAGAUAUAAAUAUCUAUAUAAUAUUUAAACAUAUUUAUGUUUUUGUUCGGUUUUUUUUUUUUGGUGUUUGAGGUAGAAAACUUAAACUAAAAUUGAUAACAUAAAUAAUUGAUUGACUUUCAUCUUUGUUUUAAAGGCUUAAUUUAUGUAAAUGUUUGAUAAAUAUUUUUAUUAACUGUCUAUGUACAAUAUAUAUAAAAUGUGUUUUUAGUUACAGUGAUUUAACCAAGUUUAAAUUAAUAUAACAAUAUACACAAGUUUUAUUUAUACAUCAUAAUUAAAUAUAUCUAAGUAUUGUAACAUCUUUAAUUUAAAAUUUAUUUAAAAAAUUAAUUAUUUACUUGUGUUCAAAUCUUUAAAUUAUAAAUCUAUCAAUAAUUUUAUAAUGUAGGUUUGAAUUUUAUUAUACUUUUAGACAGUCAUCAUAGUUAUAAAAUAACUUUUUACCUAUGAUUAAUGUACUAUUCAAUAUUACCAACAAUUAGUUAAUUAAUUUGAACAAAUAUGUAGACAUAAGGUUUAGAAAUAUAAAUUAAAUUUAAGUACACAAUUGAAUUAUUUAGAUAUAUAUGAUACUAAAAAUUGUAUAAAACUUAGCAAAUGAAGUAAGUAAGUUAUAUAUCAAUUAGUUUGAGAUACAAAUGUUGUAUAAUAUUACGUCUAGAGUGAUAAAAAUAAUUCUUAAAAGAAAGUUACUAUCAUAUUAAAUUAAAUGAAAAGAAAUCUGUCUUAUAUUAAUGUAUUAUAUGUAUGUAGCCAAAUAACAAAAAAAUCCCAUAUUUGUUUAUAAUUUAUUAUGAUCAAUAAUUGUAUUCUGGUUUUGAACUCCCACAAAUUUAUUUUAUUUUAACAGUUCGAAAUGUGUUCCAUAACGUAGAAGUUUAUUUUCAUAUUUGAUGGUGGUAUUUAUUUAUUGUGACUAAUAUAUACUUACUUAUUUAUAAUUAAAUUGGUAUAAGUAUAAAUUCCCUUAUAAUAAGAUAAUAAAGAUUUUUUUUUUUAAUUACAAUUAGUUAGUCAUAAUUAUAACUAAAAUAAAAUCUAGUAAAUGUGAUAAUAAACAAAUUGAAUUUUACUGAAUAAAUAAACUUGUCGAGAUAACCUUUGUGAUAAAUUAAUUACAUGAAAUAGGAAAAUGCUAUUAAAACAAGUUAAUUACGUUGAUAAUUAUGCUUUGGACUGAUAUUCAUAAAAAUAUGUGUAGGUACCUUUUGUUAUGCUUUUUGAUAUUUUAUUAUUACUUAAUUCUUGAGUUAAUUUUAAAAGUUUGAUUUCAAUAUGAUCAAAAAUGCAUGCCAUUUUUUACUGUCAAUAUAGUUAAAUAAAAAAAGUAUUGUAUUUAUUUAUUUAUGUUAUUUAUUAAUGGACAUAAGACCAAAUUCAUUGAUAAAUCAUAUAAUAAUGAACACUUUGAUAGUAUCUUAAGAUUAAGUAAUAACUGAAAGAAUAUAAACAAAUUACAUUAAAGUAACUUAAAAUUCACAUUUACAAUUAACAUUAUUAAUUAGGUUUUCCAUUAUAUAAAUUAGUAAAGAACCCUAUAAAGAAAAGAGAAAAACAAAAAAUUAUCUUAACUACAUGUAAAUAAUUUUUCAUUUGAGAAUGUAUAACCGGUAGAUUGUAUUAAAUCAAUAGGAGAACAUACUAAAUAUUGUUUAGAACGUUGUGGGACAUAAAAGAGAUUCUUGUUACGUAUAUUGUAAUGGUUUGUUUUAAAGUUUAUUAGACUUAAGAAGAAGAAAUUAUCAAUCUCAUUAUUUAAAAGUUUUUCUAGGAACAUGGCGUAAUAAUUAAAUCUUUCAAGGUUUUUAAAUUUAAUAUUUGAAAAAUACUCUCAUAUCCAGAAUACAGUUGUCUGGUAAUAUUGCAUUUAUAAGUUACAUAGUGAAGAACUUUAUUUUAAAUGGAUUCAAUUUGGUUGAGUAUUGGUUUCCCAAAUUAGACUAGUGUACUCUAGAUGUGAUCUAAUAAGAGAGGAAUAGACAUUUGAAUGUGAUAGGAUUAUUGAACUGAAAACAGAUCUAUUUAACUGUACCAAAAAUCGCUAGAUAUUUUUUUGGUAAUUCCUAAUAAAUGUAAAUUAAAUAAAAGUUUAGAAUCAAAAAUGAUACCAAGGUCUGUUAUCUGAAGAGCUCGAUAUAAAUUAUAAGAAUCUGAAUUAUAAUUAAAUGUUAUUAGACUACGUUUUUUGAAAGUUUAAAUUUAAUUUCAGUUAUUCGUUUAUUUCUUUAUUUCUUUUUUUUUUUUAUAAAUUAUGAAUUGUUUAGUGACGUCAAUUAUCAUUUACUUUGGAGUACUCUUAAUUAAAAUUUCAUCCUAAUCAUUGAUUUUACCUCUUACAAGGAGUAUUAUAUUUUAAAGUAGGUAUCUAUGUAUAUUUAUUUAUUUUGUAAAUAUUUGUUUUUGUAUGUGUUUUUAAUUUUUCUCUAAUGUAAGUACAUGUAAGUUAUAAUGUUUUUAUUCAGAAAUUUGAAUAGUAAAAAUGUAUAGAAUGUCUUGAAGACUUUAUUUUGUUACAAUAUAAACUUCAUUAGAGCUUAUAUUAUGUAUUGCACUUAGAUAUUUUUAUUUUUUUGAUUAUUAUUUGAAUUGUGAAGAAAAUUGUAUCAUUAAAAAUAAUGUGCAUAGUGUUAAUACAUAAAUAAGAUGUAUGAAAUUGUAUUUAAUAGAUCAUUAUCAAUUUAUUGAUAAAGGUAUUGAUUAUUCUAGUAUAGAAUAUGCGAGUGCUUUUAUUUUAUUUUAUCUACUACUUAUAUAAAUUUUUUAGAUUAUAGUUCUAAUAGACUAAAUUAUCUUGUGAAAAAAGGUUGGUUUUCUCUAUUAAUAAUGAAAAAAAAAAAAUAAGUACAAUUUGUUUAAAUGUAUAUUAAACUAAUAUGGUAAUAAUCAAAUAAUAACAAUAAUAAAAAAUAAAAAAAACAAGUAAUAAUCAUUAGUUAGUUUACUGGUAGGUAUUCUAUACAUAAUAUAACCUUCAAAUCAUACCUAUUAAUAAGAAGAGUUGUUUUUAAAUUUUUAACUAGUAGGAAACAUUUUUUCUAUUUGACAAUUUAAGCUUAAAGAGAAGUUGAAUAAAAAUACACAACAAAUAUUGGUAUGUAAUUAGAGCACCGUAUUGUCAUGUCGACACAAAUUCAUUGGUUAGGUCAAUGAAACUAAUCAUCAUUAAUCAUUUAUCUAUUCAAAUAUUGAUUUCAAUUGAACCUAUUAUACUUAGAAUACCUAUGUUAUUUUGUGUACAUUAGGUUGUUUUUUUUUGAUCAUAUUAUGAUUAAUUUUUUUUAAUCGAUUUUAUGCAAUUUUUCUAGAGUAACGAAUUAAGAAUUUUAGGAAAAAUAACUAUACAAGAUUUGUCCACUUUUUAAGUCGUUAGGUGAAAAACGGAUUACUUGCACUAUUGUAAAUGCAUACUUUUCUAUGAAAAUAUUGUUUAAAUAUUAUGUAGGUUAUCUACCUACAUACUUUUUAUUACCUCGUUAUAUUUCCGAGACGGUUAUCCACCGGUCUUUAAAACAUUGUUAUUAAAUUAAUGGACGAAAAUUGACUAUUAUUUUUUUACAUUAGCUUCUUGAAUAGAAUCCGUGAACAAUAACUUAUAAUGUUAUACAUAGUAUUAAAUAACGAAAAGUUGACAUUUUUGUAUACGAAAUAAUAUGAAACGAAAUAGAUAUUAUAACGUCGUAGUUGCAUAUACGAUGUACGGUAUAGUAAAUCUAAGUAAGGUCACGACUCACGAGUAUAAUAUAUUAUUAUUAAUAAAACAGUGCUACACCUUGAAAAAUCAUUUACAUAGUCAUUAAUUCAAUUAUUUUCUUCGUUUAUCGCCCAUAUCUGCUGUACCUACAUGUACUGACGAGAAUUAUAAUAUUCAGGCUUGUACCUAUAAAUUGGAUUUGGACUAGUUAAAAAUAAUGUAUAAUAUGUUAUUAGUAUUUUUAGAAAUAUGACUUUAUACUAAAUAUUCUCGACGAACAUGUAAUGACAAUAAAAAUAUUAAUGUAUUUAAUAGGUAUACCUAGAUAAAUGAUUUUUUAAGAUAUGUAAUAAUUAUUAACUCUAUCUAUUUGUUUAUGAUUCUGAGUGUAGCUAGGAAUGCAUUGGUUUUACUAUGAUGUGUGUGUUAUUUUUUUUUUAUUACGAUUUGCUUCCUUCUGUCUGUAAACCACUUUUCAACCAGAGCUCUUAUUUCGUUCUAAACAAUUACAGGAGAUUUUUUAUGUUGUGUUCAGUAUUUAGUUGUUAAGUAAGUCAUUUUUUGAUUUCCCAAGCAGUUUUUAUAAUAAUCGGGUAAAAUUGGGAAAAGAUGUAGAAAGAAUAGAAAAGUUUACGAAAAUAACGGUUGCAUUAUUUUCAAUUUUGUUUUUUUGUUGUAAUUCUGUUAAAAACUUUUAAUUUUUACAGAAAAUUUAUAAUGGCCUUUUAUAGAUGUGAUACAUUUUUAAAAAUAUUUUGGUAAUGUUUGAGCUAGCUGUUUGUACCUUAUGAGUUUACAAUUGUUUGGCCAAACAGAAAUUUUUGAAAAUUAAACAUUAUGUUAAUUAUAAGUUACUUAGUAGUAAAAAAAAAAGAAAAUUAAACGUAAUGUAGUAGUUUUUUUUAAAGUGUUUUAAGAUCAAAUUAUGAAGAAAAUCAUACAAAUUACACCAUUUAAAAACCUGUUUAACAGAACUUUACUCAGAAUCGUUUUUCGUUAGCUGUGGUUUAUCGUUGUUUAUAAAUAAUAUUAAUUAAAUAAAUAACGCAUCUUCCAAUUUCCCAUCUAUAAUAGUCCAAUGUCCUAUGCAAUAUUUUGCCAUUCCAUGAAUUAGGAAAUUCACUUGCCCAUUUCAUAAAUUGAACAAAUUUACCUCUGGGGUAUAAAAUAUACAGGGUAUCUCACGAAGAUAUAGGUACUUAUUACGAUAUUUCAGAAAGUAUUAACUUUAUUCGGAAUUUUUUUGUUUUGAUAACUUAAGAAACAAGCAGUUCUAAAAUGUUACAUCACCAUAAUUUUUUGUCGCCUUAUAUUUUGGAAGUUGAAAUGACUUCCCAAUAUUGUCUUUCAAACGACAACUUAUAUAAAACAAAUGUCAUGAAUAGAUAUAGUGUUAGUUUAAAUAUACUUUGGUUUUAAAUUUUGAUUUCCAUCAACCCAUUUGAAGAGAUUUUUCUUUUUUAUGUGUGGGUGGGGGGAGAGUGUUGGAACAUUAUUCAAACGACGCAUGUCAUGCUGCCAUACAAUAUAUAUAAAUAUUGUAUUAUAUAUAACUAUAUAAGAAAAAAAAGAUGGACAUACUUCACACGAUGUGCAGUUCUCUGUUGUAGGUGAAAAGUUGGAAAGGUAGGAUAAAGAGCGAAAUUUAAUUUAUAUCUAUACGUAACGAUAAACCAUUGCUAACGAAAAGCGAUUCAAAGCGAAGUUUUUUUGAUACAUGUUGGUAAAUUUUCUAAAGCGAAAACCGUUUAGAAAAUUAAAAAUUGGCAUCCUUGAAAUACUACACAGAUAAAAUUUCUCUCUCUGAAAAGGUACUACAUUUGAAAAUCGCAGCAAGAUUUCUGAUAUAAAAGUUGUUCACAGAUAUAUAUGAAAAAAAAUUAUAUUAAAACCAACAUUCUUCACUACGAGCUACGCUCCGAAUCUAAAAACAACUAAUAAUAAUAAUAUGCAGUUAGUGCAGAUUGCGUUUAAGGUGUUUGUUUGGUUUACGUCUACUUUAAAAUUCGUAGCGGUUAGGUUAGAAAAAAAACCAUUUCUUUUUUUUACAAACGUGGUCGGUAUAUACCUAAUACAAAUUCGCUCGAAUAAUAAUUAUCGUUCCGGAAUCCGAAUUAAUGUGCUGUUAUUCGCUAUAAUCGUACUUUGAGUGUUAAAUAAUGCUAAUUUCAUUUAAUGUAAUCGUUUUCGAAUACAAUUAGAUAAUAUUACGCAUCAACAGGUCAGUUGGUAGGUCGAUUUUGUCUGCGUUUAUUUUACGGUUCAGUGCAGUGUAUAAGACAACCGCGGUCCAGUUUAAUCUAUAUUAUGUAUAAGUUUGAUUAAUCAGAAACGUGAAUCUUGAUUAUUCUGACCUCGCAUAUCUUUUAUCUGCUCUUACAUCUGUAAUCUUACAUAGUUCAACAAAAUAUACAAUUCAUUAUAAUGUAUCAAUGAUUAUUUAGACUCUCUUGACUCUCUAUAUCGUCAUUAUUACCCCGCGAGUGGUGACGAAAUUUAAAAUUUUAUAAAUUAAAGGCGCGCCUUCACAAGUAAAAACUGUAGUUAAAGUUAAAGAUAUAAUAUAAUCCGAUCGGGUCCGGUUUAUUUUAUUGACGUUAUUGUUUUACUGCCAAAAAUGUUGCUCCGAAUUUCAAGCGUAGUACCUAUCUUUUCGGAAUGAAAAUUGUAUCUUAUUUGUGUAUCGAGCAAUAGUUUUUCGAUUUUAAAAACAUUAUGCGGCUUUUUUUUUUAGGCAUUUGACAUUUCUACUUUUUUUAUUAUUUGACUUAAUGUAGAUAAAUAAUUGUGGCCGAACAGAAAUACUUGAAAAAUUUAAUUUGAAGUUCAGUAAAAGUUGUAUAUAACGAUUGAAAAGAAAAGUCUGUAAUGUAGUACUUUUUCUUAAUAUACGCGUUUAAGUUAAAUUUUGGCGAAAAUCGUAAAUAUCAUGGAAUUUUACGUGUUCUUUUUCGAUUUAAUUAAAUACAAUUUUAGCCAUGGCUAAAAUGUUUGAAAAUUUAACACAAUGUUCAUUAUAUUUUUAUUUGUUUGGGGAAAAAUAGUUGUAUGUAACGUAGUGAUUAUUUCAGAAGUUUAUUAUUGGUUAAAAUUUUAAAGAAAAUCGUAAAAGUCACGGUAUUUUAAAACAUAUUUAACCGAAUUUUGCCCAGAAUCGUAUUUCUUUUACAGAUAUUUACAGAUAUAAAUCAAAUAACUUUAUGUAUCCUACAUGCCCAACUUCUCACGUACAACAGUGGAAUGCCCUACCUUAGUAUCGGCUUUUUUUACUAAUCAAAUUUGAUAUUAUCAACAUAGAUUGAUUGAUAAUACACGUGAAGUCAGCGUAACCACCAACCCCAAACAGCCCAUCGGUCUAGAGAGAUGUAUAGUCUCUAAGAUAUAUGAUAUAAUAUGUUAGAUAUAUAUCUUUCAUGCCCCCAUGGUCAGUCCGCUAUUGUAAUAAAGCACCACUGACAAAAACCGAAGUUGUCUAGUACGUUAUUACUUUAUUAGUCAUUAUGUAUCACAUUACCUUAACAUUUUAUAGAAUUAGUAAUGCUUUUAUAUUUAAAUAAGUAUAUCGUAUAUAUCUAACAAACAGAAAUAACAUUGAAUCAUGAUUCAAUGAAUCAUUGACCAAUCGUGGCUUUAAUGAAAAUCACGUUUCACGACUAGAUAGCUUCGAAAACACGUUUUCUCUGGCUAAAUAAUAAAUUAGUUUGUGCUUGCUCAUAAUGCAUAGGUAAUUAUUUUUUUAUCAGAUGUUCAAAUAAGAAAAUUACGUUUAUCUCUUUUUGCAAACGUAUUAGUCUAUCUGGUUAAUUAGUCAUUGCGUUAUUUUUAAUAUUAUAUUGCGUUAUCAAUGGAAAUAAUAUAUUUGUUCCAUUCAUUUAGCUAUGCAUUUUAAUUUGAUAAGGAUAACGUUUUUUAUGUAACAUAUAUAUAUGUAUACCUAUUCGAAAUAAUUAUUUAUUACUAUGACGACUAAUUUUGUGAAUUUCGAAACACUAGGAAGCUAUAAGUAUAGAGGGGAAUGGGGAAUACUAGUCACCUAGGCAAGAAUUGUAAUUAAAAAUAAUAUCGAUUUGCUAAAUUCACUAAUACUUGCGAAAUGACUGAAUAAUGUAAUUUAAUUACUAGUUGUAAUAACUAAUAACGUAUAAUAUAUAAAUAAUAAUUAGACAUUUAAAUAUUUAAUUAAAAAAAACAUUGAUAAGGUUUGAUUAGGUUUCAACAAAAACGCGUUUAUAUGUCCAUGCGAUAAACUGUUUAAACGGUUUUAAUUUCUGAAACUACCCAAUGGGAGUGUUUUAGUUUUGAAAACGAUUAGAUGUUUUUAAACCGGUUUUGAAGUGAUUACAUGAUAAGAAUACGUUUUAAUUUCAUCAUAAACGUACUUAGUGACAUGUUUUACCCACUGAUCGGUAUUCCCCCAUUCUCUCUUACUUGGAAAUAAAAGCCUAAUAAUGCUAAUAGGUGUGUUAAGCUGCUUACACACGGAGCGUCAGUGGUCGCGAUCGGGCGGUUUGAAUGGAUAAACUGCUACCACUGGUUGCUUACACACGGAGCGGUUCGUAAAAACUGUUUUCCUUGAUAAGGUUUUCUAUUUUAAUAUACAGUGUAUAUUAGGUACAUUAGAUGGACGGGAUUUUAGAUGAUGUUGAAGCCAUAGUUAUAGCAUAUUCGCUGUAUAUACGUCACUAAUUAAAAAAAGUAAAUAUUAUUAAAAGACGAUAUUGGGUACACCCAAUUGAUUUAAAAAGGUAUCAAGAAGGAUAAUUUAUUCUAAAUUUUAUGGUAUUGCCAGCAUACCCCGAAGAGUUUUUUAAAAUAGUUUGUUCGUAGGUAAUUGUAAAUAAUCGAAUUGCGUGUCAAUAAAAUAAAGUGGCGUAUCGAUAAGCGCGUGAAUGAUAAAGACAGAAACAAAACUGUAGAACCGCCGCGGUUAGAACACUACGCGAGUAUGGGCUUAUUGAGAAUACACAGUUGUCGACCGUUUGAAAAUCAAAGACGCUUAUCGACUGUUUUAUUUUUGGCCACUUAGUACAACUUACAAUGAACCUCCUGUUUUUAAGAAUUUCUGUUUUGUCAAACAAUUAUAUCUACAUAGUAUCUACUAAAUAAAAACUUCGUAAAAAACUCGUAAAAUUGAAGUACCAAUUAUGGCUCGAAAAAUCGUUUUUAAAAUUUGACCACGUCUAGUAAAGGCAAAUAUAAGUUUGCUAUCAACAUUUCAAGUCUACGAUAUUUUAAACUGAAUUAUGAUAAAAACAAAAUUGAAAACCCUUGGAAAAUCAAAAAAUGAUCUCCCGAGUACACCAAUUAGAUCAAAAAUGCAAUAAAAAAGGUGUCUUGUCAUUUUUCGAUUGAAUGUUCACCUAACCUAAUAAAAAAUGAAAAUGAGAAGUUAAUACCUACACCAAAAUUUAUUAAAUCUUUUAAAAGUAGUUUAAAAAGUACCCCUUGGAUCUUUUAUACCAAAGAAUGGUGGCUUUUACAAGGAUGUAAAACUUACGAAUAAGUGUGGUUGAAUACAAUUGAGAGAAGUUUCAUAUGUUUUAUGUGGCAUGAGGAUUUCAUUGAGACUAAAAUUUAAGUUUUACAGGAGUGCCUUGAGACAUAUGAGACAGAGUGCGUAUGUUAUGUGGUUGGAAGUGUUGGGUGCUAGACAGUAAAAUAGAACAAAGAAUGAUUGUAGGAAAUGCUCAGGUGGAUAAGUGAAGAUAGGAUAAGGAAUAAGUACAUACAAGAUAGCAUUGGGGAAAUUUUCGAUAGAAGACAAAAUGAGAAGGAAUUAAACUGACAUGGUUUAGGUAUGUCAUUAGGAGAGAGUUAUCUGAAGCAGUAAGAAUUUUAAUGAAAAUACAGUUUUUAAAAUAGACGCAAAAGGAAAGAGGGGGAGAAGAAGAUCGAAAAGGAGUUAGUUGGAUGCGAUUGAGAAUAAUAUUAGAACGUCGUGGAGGAUUGGGUCUUGUGGAAAUUUAGGAUGAGGGUGGCUAACUCCAAAUAGUCAGAAAAAAGGUAAAGUAGAAAAAGAAAAAAAAGUGUUUAAAAAAAAAAAAUUAUUUAAAAUCUAAAAUUAACCCAAUAGGAAAACAAAAAUGAUUUAAAUAGUAUACGUUUAUUCUUUAUACAGGUAUAUGUUUUAUGAAUUAUUGUAAUAAUUAAUGCUAUUUUUGUCAUGCAUACAUUUUAAGGGAAGUGACUAUCACAAACGGAAGCAGGUGUAUAAAUAAGGCGGAAUUGCUUGUAUCUACGAUCUUGUUUCAUUAUCUAAUUAAAUCUAAAUAUGUUGGUAGCUACCCAACAGUACUGGCUUCCAGCAGAUCCAUCGUUUUGUGGAAUAUCGGAAGAAAAUGUUAUGAAACAAAAAUUACAUUCGAACAUCACCGACGAUUUAAUAUGUGAUAAUAAUACACCGAAAAUCGUUAAUUUCCGUGAUAAACAUGUAUAAUAUUAAAUAGAAUUUUUAUUUAAAUACGAUUAUCGACUGUUUAUCAACAUAUCAAUAUAACUCCACCGAAAUUAUUGCUGGGUUAUGUUACAAAAUUAUGUUACGAUCUCAGUUGUCGAGCAUUUAAGUACCUAUAGUAUAAUUGAUUUGAUCAAUUGUAUAGUCUUUAAGAUAUUCCUUUAAGCUCUUCCGACAGACCUAAUCUAACCGUAUGACAAAAAAAAUUCUUGGCAAAUCUUGUACAAAAUAAAUUCAUUCCAGAGUACCGACUACACACGUUCGUGUGCGUCGUAUUGUAUUUUAGGAUCGUGUCUGCAAAGUUAUGUUCGCGUUUUUACAUAUACAUAAUUUCUGCAAUAGUUUUGAAUCGAUAAAAUGUUUGACCGGCUAUUAUUUCUGACACCGCCGCCGCCGUUGUUGGCAUCCAAGGACGUCUAGUUUUCACUAUGUAUAUUACCUUUACUGUAUUCAAAAAUAUUUUAUUUAUUAAUGUAUUAUUUAUUUUGUCGUUGAUUUAUCGGUUUUUAUCUUGGUUACAACGUGUUUAGCGACAGUAAUAUUGUAUGUAGGUACAUAAAUGAUUGUAUUUAAUGUAUAAAAUUAUUUUAUUUAUGACCUAUUGUUGUAUUUUUGUGUAGUACUCUAAAUAUUUUGAACACAGAUCGCAUAUAGAUGUAAGUCGUGUAUGAAAACCAUAUCGUCGUUGGUACUCAAAAAAUUCAAUAAUUGCUAAUAUAAACAUAAAACUAGUACUCACCCAUUUAUAUUAUAUACUUCUUUCCCCCCCCCCUCAAAAAAAAACGAUUUAAUUUUUAUAACAAUCCAAUUUUAGAUGAGGUUCAUUGUAAGUUGUAUUUAGUAGUAAAAAAAAAAAGAAGGUAAGCGUAAUAUUUUAGGUUAAAUUUUAACGAAAAUUAUAAAAAUUAUAGAAUUUCUAAACAUAUAUAACCGAACUUCGCUCAGAAUCGGUUUUUCGUUAUUUUGGUUACAUUGGUUUAUUGUUGUUUAUAUUAUAGCUAUAAAUUAAAUAAUUGUAUGUAUCCUACAAAAUCCUACCUUCUCAACUUCUCACCUAUAACCGUGGCAAACCCAUAUUAAAUGUGACAAUUAAAAAGCUUAACACGUUCUAAAUCUUAGUCUAAAUCGAUACAUCUUAUUAUCUAUAUUACGACAGGAUAAUAUUAAUUAUUAUAAUGGUUUGUAUAAUAAUUGUAAUAUAAGUAUAUCAAUAAACAGAUAAUAAAAUAACAAUAUAGAUAUCUAAAAAAAACCAAUUAUAAUUUACAAUGUGACGUGUCCGAUUUGCCCGACCGUCAAGUGCGUUAUUGCCGUUGUUUUAUAAUUGUUAUGGAAAAGUACACAAAACCUAAUGGUCAUGUUGCGACGAGACCGCGGAACUACUUACUACCCAUCACGAUUUUGUGACUUAACACCUGAAUUUUGUCUUGUGGGGGUUUGUGAGGAUACACUGGUCUAUCGGAACAAACUUCGAAAUUUGGCGAAACUCAAAUGAGAAAUUCGAUGCGUCAUAUGAACGGUUUUGAUAGGAAAAUGUGGAGCGAGUGGUGAUAAAUUUUAUGGACCGUAUAAUCGUUAGUAUGUGGCUACGUGGCUACGUGCUAAUAAGGCAGGUCAUAUUAUACUCGAUGUUGUUUUUCACGUUUAAACCUCAGGACCACCUAAUAAACAGUAUAUGUUUUUGUCUCUGGAAAAAUAAAAAUAAAAAUAUGAAAUGAAAUCACCUUACGGCUGUAUCAUAAGGCCCGCGAAAUAUUUAUUUUAUUUUUACAUAAAUGUAUUAAUUUUUUUCUAGUAACGUCAAGUCUUUGUGGAGGCCCGAGUACGGUGCUUAUAUGAUCGAGGGCACGCCUGGAAAACCCUAUGGCGGCCUGUUGGCUCAUUUCAACAUAGUCGAAGCCAAUAUGCGGUAUCGCCGAGAAGAAGCGCAGCGGUUAUUGGGCCCGGAUGAAGUGCUAAUGACCAUUACGAAUUUCCCUAGGUGGGUAGGAUUUAUAUUCGAAGUCUGAAUUAUUAUACUCGCCAUAUUUUAUUAAAACACGGUCGGACCCAUGUAUAUAAUAAAUCUAUAUAUAUAUAUAUAUAUAUAUAUAUAUAUAUAUAUAUAUAUAUAAAUAUGUAUAUACGUAUAUAUAUACACAUACAUGUAUACAUUUAUAUGAAUCUACAAAUACGAUGAAAACUAUUAUUAUUGUGCGUGCUGCACGACACAUUCCGGGUGCGUCGGCGCCAGUGUCGGUGGGUGGAGAAAUUUCGCGGGAGGCGCUCAUUAGAGUCAGUCUCCCCUCCGUUCCCCGUAGCCGAUGAUCGGCGGAGACUUACGAAAUAUAUUAUUAUCAUUUUGUUUGAGAAUUGUCCUCUAUAGUUGUUAAUAUUCAUCCCGGAUUUCUUCGUCUAUAAUACACCACGUGCCUUCGUACAUCCCUUCCACCAAACGAAACCGUCGUCUUAUCGUGUCUUCUUCUCUCGGCACGGCCACCAUAUAAUGUGCCCAAUAAACGGUAUGUCGCAAUAUUACGUGUGUAAAGUAUAAUAUAAUAUUGUUCGGGUUAGGUAAUAUUGAUGAAAAGUUUUUUGUCGGUGAAUUUGCGGGGUUGUGGUGGAAUACGGGUGUGGAGAAUGUGAGAGACGUUAGAAAAGGCUAUGCACUUCGGUGUUUUGGGAUUGUAGUUUCAGAUCGCCCAGACAGAUAUAACAAAAUAUGCACGAAUGGGACGCAUUUGUGUACGCAGGCUUGGAUGUCCGGAAUUCACGUGGCCCGUUGACGAACCGACACCCAAAGCCGGCGUUUCGCGUUCGUUGUUCAUACCGGACUCGGCGAUCUUUAAUGGGCAUCCGCGGUUCGCCACCCUAACCAGGAACAUACGGCAGAGGAGAGGGGAACGAGUAGCCAUAAACAUUCCGAGUAAAUAUUUUAACACUUUUUGUUUUUCUCUUUAGAUACCUACUCGUAAUAUUAUUGUAUAGGUUAAAUUUAACAAACGACCAGAGAGAAAGUAACAGGUUUUUUUUUAGUAUUAUAAAAACGAUUAUUGGCAUGUUAUACAAAAAUUAUCUUGGUGGUCAUAGUCGUCCUAUAUAAAAAAAAAAAAAAAAAAAUCAAAAAAUUAAAUUUUUGUAUUCAGAGUACAAAGUUCAAGUAUUGUAAUCCUGCACAUUAUACAAUAUAGAGAUCGAAUUUUGAACAUUUCGCGCAAUUUUUGGCUGGAAUGUUAUGUUUGACUAAAAUAUAGUUACCAGAAAAAAAAAAAUGAACAAAUACCCCCUUUUCACACUCAACAAGAGUAAAAUCGAAAUAAACGAGUUUGUUUUAUUUUCAUACAUUACCGUGUUUUACGGCGGUUUUAUUUUUGCAUAAUAAUAUGUUAAAAAUAUGAACAAAUCGUUUCGCGAAAUUUGUUUCUUCGUCUCUAUUUGUGGUCAUAAUCGUCCAAAUAGUUUGGAAACCGGAUUUACGUGGUUAUUUUUUUUUUUUAUUUAUUUAGCACACGAGAUUCAUGUUUAUAUUAUCAUUAUAAUAGUAUUGACAAUGUACUCGACGUAAUUUUUCCCAUUCUCGAUGAUACGGAAUGUUGCCGUUCGCCGUGAAUUAUUUAUCUUCGGCGGAUUCGUACUGGUUGUAAAUUACCAUUUUAACAAAGCCACAUGUGAUCGGCGAAUGCGCACACAGUAUAAAAUGCAGUGUGUUUCAAAACGAUUCGUCCGAUUUCGGUGGGCUAUAGACACGGUUGGGUAGUAUCUGAAAUACGUAACUAUCGUAAAUACAAUUGUAUCUUAUAUCGCGAUACAGUACUGAAAAGUAUCGAGUAUCUUGUUUUAAAAUAUUGAAAUCAAUGUAUCAUGUAUCGAGUAUCUAGAUAUUCACUUUGAAGUAUUUCGCCCAUUGGCAAUCUGGGUAAUAUUUUCCUUUGACCUUCACCGCAUUUUUAAGAUAGUGUAUGCGUGAACAGUUUUAUUAAUAUUUCAAUUUUAAUAUACUGAAUACCUACAUAGUAUUUAAAUACAUAAAAUGUAAAUAUUGCGUGUCUUGUAUUGAAAUACUUGUUACAUACUUAGUUAUUCAUUUUCAAGUAUCUUGCCCAUCCCUACUAUAAAUCUCGAACACGUAGUUUGUAGUGAAUGAAUUACCGACCGUCUGAUAGGGAAUUUUCGUGUAUUGCAUUGAAGAAUACAUUAGAAGUGUUGUUAACGUUCCUUUUAAAAAGCAAUUCGUUACCAUUCCUCGUUCCUAUUGCAAAAAAAGAACUCUUCCCAGUUCCUCGUUUCUUAAAAAAAAAAAAACUUUCUUUAUUUAAGCUUCCUUUUUGAUGAGCGAAUUUUUUCUCCCUGAAUGUGUUUUUAAACACUUUUCAAAGAAGACAAAAGAAUUACAAUAUUUACUUUUCUGUUCUUAAAAAUAAGGAAGUAAUUCCUUAAUUCGUUCUUCUAAAAAAGAAUCAAUUCCAGGAAUCACUCCUUUAGGAACGCGUUUCUUAAUAACACUGCAAAUUGGUCUCUGUAUUAAAGUCUACAGAUUUAGAGAGUUACUAUUCAUCGACUCCAUCGAUCGUCGUCGUGCUCACGACGCGACCCUGACGAAAAUUCAACCUUAACAGGAAAGUCGUAUUAUAAACGUUAUCGACUUGAUUACGGUCCACAUACUUCGACGGAUUUACGAGGAUAUUUAAUGUAAAAUAUCUUCGUAAAUCCGUCCAACAAGAAGGUAUUAAACUUAUCGUAACUUAUAAUCAUUCAAAUUUUACAAUAAAUAUUAUUAUGAUAAUGAUUAUAAUAUUAUAUUUUUUAUUAUCUGAUGAAAUAUUUUGAAAAGCCCCGUAAAACGUUUCCUGUCCGUGUGACCUUGUACCACCGCUGUCGUGGUUCUAUCGAAUGGUUUGACCCAUCCGCCUGCCAUGAAACAAUAUUAUUAUGAUUGAAUUUGGUACCUAUGACCUACAUUACAACGGGCGAAACGAGUUUUAUAAUUUUUAAUUUUAUUAUGUUUGUUUUACAAUAUUAUUAUUCAUUUACGGAGUAUCUAAAUUCCAAUUAUAUUUUAAAUAUAGACAUGAAUAUUAAAAAAAUUUAAGUCAAUUUACGUGUACAUAUAUUGUAUAUAUAUAUAUAUAUAUAUAUAUAUAAGUAUAAUAAAUCCAUGAAGAAAAUCAAGAGUGAAAUACAUAUUUAUUCUUUAUAGAAUUUCCUAAAAACAUUAAAAUAUUAGACUGGGAGUAUAACAUAUAUUUAGUUGAUGUUUAGGUAUUAGCUGAUUUGGUAGGUAGAAAAUCAGUUUGUGUCUAGAUUUAUAAGAGUUUAUUUAGAAAUUUAGUCGUUCAAUUAGUUCUGGGAAAUCUAUAAUACUGUUUAAUAAUUUUUAAAGAAUUUAAAUUUAAUAUUUCAAAUCUUUUUUCCAGCUGUGAGAUAGAAAAAAAACAUAUUGUAAUCAAAAACGAGGAACUCUUUAUAUUUUACAUUAAAAGCUUGAAAAUCUUUAACAAAAUUAUUUUGAAUUUGAGAGAGAUCUUGAUUUUGUGUUAGCAAAUCGGUGUGCUAUAUCAGAUUCACAUUUUCCAGCUUAGAACGUAGAGAAAUAAUUAUAAUAAUUUAGGAGCAUGGGUAUCGUGAAAGUAAUAUCUCCUGCUCCAGUGACGUGAUGAGUAAUAAUUGAUUUGCGGGCAAAUAAAAUUAUCUAUUCCACAUCACCCUUAAAACAAAUAGUUUAAUUGGAAAACUAACUAGUAAUUAUAUUCUACUGCAUUUUGAAUAAUUUCCAUUUAUAAUAUUAUCAUAUGUAAUUAUAAUAAACAAAUUUUUAUAGGCAGAGCUACGGGGUAUGCUGGGUAUGCUUUAGAACCACUUUAAACAUCUACUGUCCAAAUUUUUCAAUUUUAAAAAACUUAUUUUUUAUAUACUAUAUGUAUUUAAAUUAAUGCCUAGCCGAAUUCAAAAAUAAAAUAAUAAAUAAUAAUUGUCUACAGUAAUUUCGGGUAUUGACGACAUUUCAUAAAAAUAAUGAACUAAAUAAAACAUUUUUCAAGUAAGUAUUAAAAUCACUGUAUUUACUUAUCCUAACAACUAAAUUGAUUUUUAAAAUAAAUCGCCUAUAUUAUAGUUUAUAGUAGGGAUAGGCUGUUAUCACUUUUUACUGAUAUCCGAUAUGUUCUGAUAUAAACUCGAUACCCGAUAUUUGAAAUUAAAAACCACGAGUUAAUAUUGAAAUUAACAGAUAUAUUGGCUGUCAACCCGAUUUAUUAAUACUGUUUUUUAUAAUCCAAAGACAUAAUAGACAUUUUUCUUAGUAAAUAUCAGGUCAAAUAUCAGUUUUGUAAAAACCCGACACCACCGAUAUCGACUGAUGUCAAGUAUUAUUUUUUUCAAUUGUAUAAUUGCACUUUAUUUGAAUACUUGUCACAAUCAGAAACUUCAAAAGUGCUUUUUUUAUAACAUUUUGAAUUUAGUUGAUACUUUUUGAAAAUAAUUUUAAACUUUUUAUUUUGCUCUGAAUAAUGGGGAAAGAUUAAAAAUGUCGUACUAAGAAAUUAGAAUCAGACGGUCAACUAAAUAGAGAUCAAGUGGCUACUAUGGUGUAUUUGAUCUGCUGGGUUGUGCGUAGCCAUUAUUUGAAAAAUGGUCGACAGAAGGGUCUAUACGCUUACGUUGUGAACCAUUAGUAUUAUUUUUCGAUUUUUGAUUUGCAUUAAGGCUUUUUACUUAAAUAUUGGGUAGUAACGUGGCAACUUAUAUUUGAUUUGUGGGCAAAGACAAAUGUUUUAUAAAUUCAAUACUAAUAUCUACCCCUCUAAACAAAUUAGUUCAUUGAUCUGUGGACGCUAACUCUAUGCUAUUGCAUUUUGAAUACAAGAUAGUACUCAAGUGAUAUUUAAAUUUAAGUGGUUUAGGUAUUAAAUGACUUGUUAAAACUCUUAUUGCAUUAACAAUAAUAUUUAUUAUCUUGUCGCAUAUUAUAAUUAUUGUUUAUUGUACAUAUUAUAGGGUAUUGUAGACAGUAUAUUUUAUAAGUAAUUCAAUAAUCUACAAUAUAAUAGUCAUCACAUCAUGCUGUAGUUGUUAGCGAGUUAUGCAUAGUUAAUUUAAUAAUAUGCACUCGAAAAAAAAUCGGGUUUAAAGAAAUAGUGAUAUAAUUAUUUGAUCAAAUUGAUCUUUAAUGGUUUCUUUAUCAUUUGUUUUGGGCUACUAUUAUACAAAAAUAUGAAUUUUUUUUAUUUAUUAUUUAUUUGUAUUUAUUUUAUUUUAUUAAAAUAUAGUUUUCUUUAUCAAUUUAUUGUGAUAUAUAAUUGAAAAUUCUGAUUAUAAAAAUGCAAUUACUUUUUAUAGGCUGAAAAAGAGACACUGUUGAUAUAAGAACAGUUAAAAGUUACAUUCUUUGGAAUAAUGUUAAUUUAAAAUGGACAAAACAUUAUAUACUGAAGUGUUUUCAAAUAUACUGUUUAUUGUGAGAACAUUUAUAUUGAGAAUUAUUGUUAAAUUUGACUGAGAGUUAGGUAACAUCAAUUGGACAUAUUAAUAUUAAACAGUCUCAACUUUUAAUUGUCAUUAAAAAUAUGACCUAUCGGUUAUUUUUAAUAUUAAUAUGUUAUGGAUUUUUAUUCCCAAGGUUACGUAUUAAAUUCAUCUAAAACAUGCACGCCAGUUAAUUGAAAAUAAUUUAUAUGAAGCUUUUUUGUUUAUUGCAUUCAUAUUUAAUAUGGGUUUGUCACAGUUGUAGCUGGGAAGUUUGUAAGUUAGGAUAUAUAGAGUUAUUUAAUUUAUAUCUGUACACAACAAUGAACCAUUUCUAAUGAAAAACUAUUCUAAGCGAAGUUCGGUUGUACAUGUUUUAAAUGCAGUAAUUUAUACAACUUUGUAAAAAUUUGAUCAAUGAAUAUGUAUAAAAAAAAAAAACUACUACAUUACUUUCAACUUUUUUGUCAUCACUAAGUUAGAUUUAGGGUUACUAUUAGGUGCAAGUAACAGGUAUAUCGUUUUUCUUUUGAUGUUUUCAACAAUAUUUAUAGCUCAACAUUUUAUUCAUGGCAAUGUAUUCUCUAUUUACCCCACUCAUCUUUAUUGGUAUUUUGUUAUGCAUGUUAUUCUUAUCUUUGAUAUUAGUUCCCAAGUAUUUGUAACUUACUUAAAAAAUAUAUCGCCCUACUUUUAGGUUUGACUUGUUGAUGACAUGACGUCUGGAUUUAGUUUUAUUUUUUUUACUCUAAGGUUUCUUUUUCUACUAGAAUUUAUUAGGUUUUUCGUGGGGCUUAUUAUUUCGUUUUUAGUAUCUACCAGUAUAAUAAUGUUAUCUGCAUAGGAUAUCAUGAUAGUUUUUCUGUUCAAUUUCAUUUAAUGACUUAUUACUGUGAUUUUGAUUACUUUUUCCAGUGCAAGAUUAAAAAGUUUGGGAGAUAGAACAUACCCUUAUUUUAGUCCAGAUUUCACUUUAAACUAGUUGGACAGUUCUCCUCAGUAUCAGACUUUACUGUAGGUGUUACUUACUAGUUCGAGUUAUAAAUUUUAAUAAUUUGAACAAGCUUUUCGGGUGUCCUGAAGUUUAUCAUGGCUAUCCUGUUCAGUAUUGGUCAAAUGAUUGUCAUAUUUAUGUUUUGAAAUAAGCUUAUUGUUCCAUGCCCAUUUGAUUGGUUUCCGUAUUUGAGAUAGUAGAAGUGUUCUUGCAAUAGCUUAAGCAGUUCUAAAUUUACUUUAUCCUCCUUUCAUGUUUUGUAGUUCUUUAAUGAGUUAAUUAUAUCUUAGAUUUCUUCAAUAUCAGGCUCCUUGAGUUCUCUAGUUCUAGUGUAUGAUAUACUUUUCCAAUGUCUAAGAAUCUGGGAUUUUUUUUUAAUAUUAUUUGUCACUUUUUUCUCUGGAUCUUUUUUGUCAAAUUGUAUGCUAGUUUUCUUGCUUUUUUAUAUAUUCGUUUACUAAUUAAGGAUUAAACAAAGUACUCAGCCUAUGGCUAUGAAAAUGCCAUGCAUUCUUAAUAUUUGGCAUAGUUCAGAGUAUAUAUUGGCUUAUUGCUGAAAUUAAAUAUAGAUGGAAUAAUGAAAGGUUUUGUUUAAAAAUUAUAGGUAUUAAUGUGAUAUAAUGAAUUUAUAAUUUAUUUUUGAUUUACAGUUUUUAUCGAUAAAAACACACAAAUUCCGUUCAAAGAAGAUUUGAUUAGUGUUGGUGGAGACACAGAUAGUAUAAAUGCAGCAUUGCCUAAUCAUGUAUAUAUGGAUGCCAUGGCUUUCGGUAUGGGAUGUUGCUGUCUACAGAUGACGUUUCAGGUAUUAUAUUGUCUGAAUAGUUUAGAAACAAUAUUGAGAAACUCAUUCGAUAAUAAUUAUUAUUGUUAUGUUUCAGGCAUGUUGUAUUAAAGAAGCACGAACUCUUUAUGACCAACUGACUCCCUUGUGUCCAAUUUUGGUAAACAUGAGAUUAUAUAAUUUAAAUUUUCAAAAUAAAUCACAUAGGUCAUAAAGAUAAUUGAAUGUUUUUUUUUUUUUUAGUUGGCUUUGACUGCAGCUUCUCCUAUUUUUCGAGGGUACUUAACAGAUGUGGAUUGCCGUUGGAAUGUCAUAUCUUGUUCUGUGGAUUGUCGUACACGUCAAGAAAGAGGAUUAGAGCCAUUGACUACAGAAAAAUUUGUUAUACCCAAAUCACGUUAUGAUUCUACUACUCUAUACCUUUCGAGUGAAGGCGAAAAGUAACAAACUAAAUAAUUAUUAUUUCGCUAUAAUGCCUUAAUGAUUCUUAAAUCAAUUUAUUAUAUUUUAAAAUGUACAUGUAGAUUUAACGAUGUACCUUUAGUAUAUGAUGAACAAAUCUAUAAUAAACUUAAAAAUGCCAACAUUGACCAUCAAAUGGCUCAACAUGUAGCACACCUAUUUAUCAGAGACACUGUAUCUCUAUUUAAUGAAAAAGUGCAUCAAGAUGAUACUGUUGAAAUGGAUCAUUUUGAAGUAUGUUUUUAUAUUUUGUGUUCAAUUUUAUAGAAUAAAGUUAAUUGAUUUUGUAUUCUUUAAGAACAUACAAUCUACUAAUUGGCAGACAAUGAGAUUUAAACCUCCCCCGCCCAAGUCCACUAUUGGUUGGCGUGUUGAAUUUAGGCCAUGUGAGGUACAGUUGACAGACUUUGAAAACGCUGCAAUUGUAUGCUUUGUUGUUCUACUUACCAGGGUUAUUUUGUCAUAUCAAUUAAAUUUUAUCAUUCCCAUCAGUAAAGUAUGUUUUGAUUGCUAUUAAUUAUUAAAAAGACAAAAAUGUUACGUUAUUGUACAAGUACAACUUAUAGGUUGAUGAAAACAUGUCAAAAGCUCAAAAACGAUCAGCUGCUUUAACCGAAAAGUUCUGGUUUCGUAAGAAUAUAACAUCGGCAUUUAAAGCUGCAGGAGCUAAUACAACACUUAAUAAUGAUGCCGUUUACACGCCAAUGUCUAUAGACGAAAUCAUCAAUGGAAAAGUAAAAUAUUACUUCUUAUCAUUCUUUGUUUUUGAAUAAUUAAACUUGUAUGUGGUUAAUUAUUAUUGUAAACAAUUAUCAUAAUAAAACUGAUUAUUUACAGACUGGAGAAUUUCCUGGUCUCAUUCCACUGAUUCACAGUUACCUAUCUAGUAUGGACAUAGACGCGGAUACUCAUUGUACUAUUCGAAAAUACUUAAAACUAAUUUCAAGGCGAGCAUCUGGUCAGAUCAACACAACUGCUAGUUGGAUUCGUCGGUUUGUCCAAGAACAUCCAGCAUAUAAGUAUAAUGAUACUAUAAUUAUUAUUUUUGUAAUUAAAUCUGAGAAUAUAGCGGUUUAUUACAAUUUUUAUUUCUUUAUAGACAUGACUCUGUUGUUAAUGAUGAAAUAAAUUACGACCUUUUAAUCACUGUUGACGGUAUUCAAUCUGGUCGCAUUUCUUGUCCACAACUUCAUGGGGAUUGUUUGUUAGGUGUUUCAAAAACAAAGGAAACAAUACCACCAGCUCUACAGAAGGUAUAUUCUUGUACUCCAUAAAAAUAUGUUAUUAUAUUCUUCUAAUGUUAUAAUUUUUUUGUAUUAUUUAAAUACCAUCAUACAAUACAUAUUUCUUAACAUUAUAUAUAUAUAUAUAUAUUUAUUUAUAUUAAAUUUGUAUUGUAUAAUUUAAUAAAUAAAUUUAAAAGAAAUAAUAUACCAGAUAUUCAAUAGGGAAUUUUGGGAAUUAAGAAUAGCUCACAUAACUAUAUUAUAUAUUAUAUUUUUUAAACUGUUUAUUAUUUUAAUUCUAUUGUUUACUUAUGAAAAUAAAACAUAUUGUUUGAUACACUGUCAUCAUUAAAAAAUAACUUGUUUUUGGUUUUUUCAAAUGAGCCAAUUUCUUCGUCUGAAUAACUGUUUUCUUAUGAUGAUUUUAUAUUAUUACUAUUUUAGAUAUAUAUUCAAUUUCCCCUUUAUCUUUCAAACUUCUCACCUAUAACAGUGGCUAUAACCUAUAACACAUUAUGUGAAGUAUGUCUACUUUUUUUUUUCGUUCAAUAUACUGAUACGGGCAAAACAAAAUGGUAUAAAAGAAAGAAAAGACUAAAAAAUUAACAUGGGUAACCCUGGUGCAUAGUACAGCUAGUAAAAAAAUGUUGAAAAUCAAAAUGUCUUAGUUUUGUUUUUGCAAGCUUUAAUAUGGUGUGCCCAAUUAGACUUAUUUAAUGUCCCUUAUUGAUUGUCCACAUAAAUUAAUUUUUAAAUUUAACAAUUUAAUUGAAAUUGAAAUUUCUUAUUAUAUUAGUAAUACAAAUAAAAAGUACACAACAUUUCUAAUAACACUCAAAUUCAACCACGAAUCAUAAUUAUACUAUUUAAACUUUAAAUGAGUUUACAUAGUUAUAUUCUUUAAUAUUGCUAUUUUGUUAGAUGUCUAAAAUUAUGUAUAAAAAAAAAAAAAAAUAAAAAAAAUUGGUUUUUACGAAAUAAUAUAACAAAUAAUUUAUAUUAAUUUAGUUAAUUUUAAGCCUAUGUUAGUUAUGUAAUUGUCAUAAAUAUCUCUUUGUAUUUUGGAACAAGGAAGUAUGAUACUGACUGAAUGUCGUGACAAUGCAGUGUCCCACCACUCUUUAAUUCGACUUUCCACAUGAGGGAUACUCAUUAUAUUUUCAUAUUCUUAUAAAAAUAUUCACUGGUUAAACCCAUGGGCCAUAUUAACCAAAGAUUGAUACCAAAUUUGAUGAUAUAAUUUGAUCACUGUAUGUUUUAUAAUAUAAUAUAAAUAUAGUAAUGUGUAGUGUUUAUUAGACAUUAGUACAUAAUAGAGUGUAAUGACUAAUUGGUACAUAAAAACAAAAAAAAUAAGCAUCUUUGUAAAACUAUAAGAUUCUUUGCUCCACUCAGAAUGUAAUAUUGUUUCUUAAAAAAUUUUGAAAAUAGCCAUUUGUAAAAUAGAUUUUUAGAAAAUUGUAUGGUAGUUGAUACUUUUGUUAAAGUAUGAUCUUUUAUUUUCCAUGAUUUUUUGAAAAUUUGAUUAUUUUUUUUUUCUACUAAAUUAUUAGGUUAUUUUUUUUGUUUUAUAGUAACUGAAUAAAUAUUGUAAUAGAAUAACCACAAUAGGUAAUAUUCACAUUUGUAACAACUUCAAAAAAUCAUAGAAAAUAAAAGACCAUAUUUUAACAAAAGUUUCAACCAUCAAAAAUUUUCUAAAAACCUAUCAUACAAAAUGACUAUUUUGAAUUUAAAAAAAAAAAAUUAUAAUCAAAUUUAAAAUUUUUUAAUUUAAGUCCCCCUCCCUCUAAAAAAAAUGUUCAUAUAUAAACUGUAUUGCAGAGGCAUACUAAUUAUUUAAAAAAAAAUGACGUCCUAGGAUUAUGAGGAUGGGUGCAGCCAAUGUUGUAGAUAAUUUAAUGUAUACUUGUGUAUACAUUUAAUGUAUAAACUAUUGCUUUCCAAAAAAACGAUUUUAAGCGGAGUUCAGUUGAUAGCGAUGCUUUGUCAACAAUAUGUAUGUCAUUUUAUAGUAAAAUAAUUAAAUAGGCUUUAUAUAUUUUCGAUAAUAAUAUUUUGUUUAAUGUUUUACCAAUUUUUCUAGUUUUCCCACAUUUUCCCCGGUUUUUUACAUUUGAUAGAAAACCCCUGAGAAAAUCGAAAAAUUACCUUUCUAAAGUACCUUAAUAGUGAAAUUUCCUUUUAGAAAUAUUGUUUUAAAUUAGAGCAAAAAUCGUGAUAUUUUAGUAAUAAAUUUCGUACAUAUUCCUGUUUUUUUUUUUUUUCGAAUUUGAUGAGAAAACUCUUGAGAAAAUCGAAAAAAUUACUCCCUUUAGGAACCAACCCACACCAAUUUUCUUUCAGAGAAAAUUGCUACACUUAAAAAUCUGAGCAGGUCUUCUGGUAGAAAAGUUGUUCACAGAUUAAAAAAAAAAUAAAUAAAAAAAUACAUAUCUUUAUAAAACUAUAAGCUUUUUCGUUCCACUCAGAUUCUAAAAUAUAUAUCAAAAACAUUCAAUAGAACAAAAGAUAUUUCAAGUGGCGGAUCAUUGUGGAGACACUCUGUAUAUAUUGAAGAGUUAAACGAAUUGCAAUUAUACUUGUUAAGGAACAGUUCUACUAAAGUGUAUUUACAGACCAAUUUAACAGCUGAAAACAAUAUAUAUAUAUACACAUAUAGGAAUGGACAUUUAAUACCUACUAUAGCUUAAACUAGUUAUAUUUUACAACUUUCAAAGUUUCAAACCCAUAUAAUAUAAUGUACACACUGAGAUCAACAUAACGUAAGAUACUCAUUAUCUUAGAAAGUAGGUAUCUAUUAACAAUUUUCGAAAAUUUAUUUUUAGAUUACUUAAGAAAUAGGUAGUUCUAAAAUGUUACAUUACACUUUUUUUUUUGUCAUUUUUAUUUUUGAAGGCGAAACCACUAUAUCUACUUUUAGUUUUCAAAAAAGCAAUGUUGAUACUAAAAUGUGAUACUAAAUUUCUGUCAACCCAUUGACGAUGGAAUUUUUAUUUUUCGGUAUAGGUACACUGCUUCAAAAUUGUAUUUGCUACAUUAAUUAAAAUAUCUAAUAUUGGAAAAGUAAUCAUUUUAAUAGAAUACAGUUGUUUGAUAAAACAUUAAGUUAUUUUAUAAUAAAAAAUGAAAUCUGACCAAAUUUAUAAUUGAUGUAAUUUAGUUGGGCCAGUGAAUUUUAAGAUGGAACACUUAGCCACUCGCCCGCCUUUACUUCGCUGCUUUGUUAUUUUCAGAACAUUAGUGUAGAUUUCCGUCUCAGUUUCGUUAACGUCUUUCUCGUUGUCUAUUAUUUUAGCUCUACUCUAACACUACUUUCCUAGUGUAGUCCAAAGUCGACUAUUAUAAGUGAUAAAUAAAAAUCUAGAGUAAUAAUUGUAAAUCGAUUUUAAUUUAAACAAUUAAAUAAGUACAGCAAGUUAAGGAGAUGCUUACUGAAUCUUUGCAGACCUAUUGCUGGAAGUCUCUAUAGGAUGUAAAUUAUUAGGAUAUCACUGCACCACUAAACAAGACUCGUUUAAUUUUGCGGUGCCACAACCUCCUCCUUUGUAAUCGAGUUACUCAACAAUAUGCUUGCUGUGCUCUAUUGAAUAAAAAUAUAUAACAUUUCCUUAAAAGUAGAAAUAUUGCUUUUUUACGCGUAAUGUGUUUCUUGAUAUCAAUUUAUUAAGUUAAUUAAGUGAAUUGAAACCAUCUAGAGAACUAACAUAAUUAAAGUAAUUUGGUGAUCUAAACGUAAUGCCUUUUGCCGUAGAUAAUUUAUAAUUCACGCAUUGUUGUCCUAUUAUAAAAUAUUCGUUUGAUAACUAUGAACUAAUAAGUAGGUAACAGCAUCACACGUGUUUACUGGAGUACAUAGUAGGUAGGUACACUAUACGUAUAAUAUAUUAGGCAUAUUCGGUUCUUAGAAUAGGAACUAGCAGAGUUUGUAACCGUAACACAUUACCAAUAAAAAGAGUUGAUUCUGAAAAUGGAUGUGCCACCGUUGUAGGUGGGAAGUUGAGAAAUCAGGCUACAUAUAAAGUUUAUUAAUUAAUAACUAUAAUAAAUUAACGAUAAACCGAUAAACGAUAAUUGUUAACGAAAAACGAUACUGAAUGAUGUAUGUUAAAUAUGUUUUGAAAUGCCGUCAUUUUUACGAUUUUUAUAAAAAUUUAAUUUUAAAAGGCUUAUACAAUUUUUUUUAGGAGUUUUUCAUCAAAUGUGAAAAACUUAAAAAAAAAAAACAAGAAAAUGUAUGAAAUAUAUUACUAAAAAAUUACGAUUUAAUUUUUUUGUGCACAAUUUUUUUAUCAGUAAUUUUGCCUCGAUUCAUAAUGAUGGCUAAUUUUCUAAAAGGUACUUUAAGGAAGUUAUUUUUUAUUUUUCCAAGAGUUUUCCAAGCAAAUGUGAAAAACAGGGAUAAAACAUGGGAAAACCAAGAUAAACGUAGGAAACUGGGAAAAUCGGUACAAUAUAAAACAAAUAUUAUUAAAGAAAAUUAAUUGAGCCUAUUUAAUUAUUUUACUUUAAUAUGACAUAUAUAUUGUUGACAAUGCAUCACUAUCAAUUAAACUCUGAUCAGAAUCGUUUUUUCGUUAGCAAUGAUUUAUCGUUGCUUAUAAGUAUGCAUUAAAUUACCUAUAAUAGUGGCUGCACCCGUUCCCAUUAUAUAUAUAUAUGUCGUAUCCACUUAGUGUAAUCGUAUUUUUCAUGAAAUGGAUAUUCAUUUCAUGAACUACGAUCAUAACGUGCAAGUCAAAUUUUAGUUCAUGGAACGGACAUAUAUUUUAUCCAUUUCAUGAAAUUGAAACUCUUAUUUUGCACUUUGUGUAAUAUUUUAAAUUAAUUACAUCAAUAGGUAACUUUUCGUGAAAUCGAAAUAAUAACAUUGAUACUGGUACGUAUCGCACUAUAUUUAUUAUUAAUAAAUUGUAAAGAUGAGAUAUCGACCGUUCAGCAGAUAAAUUUUAGUCGAUAAAAUAUAUAUUUAAUCAAAAUUCAAUUGGAUCAAUUGUAUAAGUGUGAUACGACCAAGGCAUUCUGGAAAAUCUGUAUAUUAUAUUAUUUUUAUAUGAUGCCAGUACGUCCUCUGACUUGAAGCGAGCCGUAUAUUAGCUUUAAAAUGGAAUUUAAUUCAUUUUCUGAAUUUUAUGAACAGUUAAAUGCGUACUACGUAGACAAGCCUGGGAAAAAGCCACCUACUAAAAUUGACGUUCAAUUAAUGAUUGAAUACAUUUUAGCAGCAAAAGUAAAAAUGUAAGUAAUCGUUAAAAUAUACAAAAUAUUAGUAAAUAAAAAUUAUAUAUUAAGACACUUCAAAUAAAAUUAUUACAAUCAGCCAUCAGGGCUUGUCUUACAAACAAGUAACAUAGCAAAUUUACGCUCAGCAGUUCACGUUUUAUUCCGUUGGAUUAAAAAUUAGAUAAUAAAUAUUUAAAUAAUAUUAUUUAAUAUUUACAUGAAAUAUUUAUUUAUAAUUUGAAAUUUAUCUGCUGAACGAUCGAUAUCUCAUCUUUACAAUUUAUUAAUAAUAAAUAAAGUACGGUGCGAUACGUACCAGUAUCAAUGUUAUUAUUUUGAUUUCACGAAAAGUUACCUAUUGAUGUAAUUAAUUUAAAAUAUUACACAAAGUGUAAAUUAAGAGUUUCAAUUUCAUGAAAUGGAUAAAAUAUAUGUCCGUUUCAUGAACUAAAAUUUGACUUACACGUUAUGAUCGUAGUUCAUGAAAUGAACAUCCAUUUCAUGAAAAAUACGAUUACACUAAGUGGAUACGACAUAUAUAUUAUCCUAAGACGUCUUUUUUGAUUACCAAGAUUACCUCGUAUUUAAUCUUUAUUUCUGAUCGGCCAAACAAUUUUAUCCGCAUAAAAUCGUAACUAUGAAUUAAAUAAUUAUUAUUCAAAUUAUAAUUUUUUUGAAUUGUAAACUGUUAAUCAGCUUUUUACACGCGUCUGUCUCAAUACAAACGCAAUAAUGCAAUAUAUGUGAUAGUUUCUAAUUUGUGUGGAAAAUUUGAAAAAAAAAAACAAAACAAAACGGUAGUUUUGCUUUUGUACAUAAAACCAAUAGUACCCACUGAAUACACACAUGUCUCAUCGUCGUAAUAAUGAUUAUUAUUGUUCUUCUUAAGGGGAACUAUAAAAUAUAAAUUGCCAACGAGUACGCAUUUAAUGGCUCGUUUUCGUUGGGUUUUGUUCCGAUUUUUGGGCCGUACAGUACUACGAAUUCAUGAUUAUAAUAAUAAUAAUAAUAAUAAUAAUAAUAGAAAACACCAUAGUGGUGACGACUACUGCUAUUAUGUCUGAAACGACUAAAAUGAGUUUAACAUAUAAGUAUUAAAUGAAAAGACAGUCGUAAUUACAAAUUAUCAGGUGUAUACGGCACAAGUAGAUUAUUAUUGCUUUAACUGAUUGUUUCAAUAGUCACACACACAUGUUGAAUUUUAGAGUAUGAGUGGAGCGAAGAAAUUUACGAUUUUACAAAAAUGUUUAUUUUUCUUUUGCUUUUGUUUCUUUUUUAUUUGUGCGCAACUUUUCUACCAGAAGACUCGCUCAGAUUUGUAUGUGUAGCGACUCUUCUGAAAGGAAAUCUAUAUAGGGAGGUAUUUUAUUGUUUCGAUUUUCCCAAGAGUUUUACCAGCAAUUGUGAAAAACCGGGAAAAACGAAGGGGAAACUGGGAAAAUCGGUACAACAUUAAACAAAUAUUAUUAUAGAAAAUAUAUAAAGCCUAUUUAAUUAUUUUACUAUAAAAUCAUAUACAUAUUGUUGAUAAUGCAUCAUUAUCAACUGAACUUGAAUCGCUCAGAAUCGUUUUUUCGUAAGCAAUAGUUUAUCGUUGCUUACAAGUGUACAUUAAAUUAUCUAUAACAGUGGCUGCACACGUCCCCAUUAUCUUUGGACGUUUUUUUUUUAUUAGCUAGUUACAAAUUACCUUCUAUGCGUGAAUGUGUACCGUACGAGUAGGUAUAUAUCUUAUCCUUGAUAUUUAUACUUUUGGAGAUUUCUACAAAUUUUAUAUUCUUAGUACAGUAAAGAAGCUACAUUAAUAGUUUUACUAAAAAAGUAACUUGCUUUUUUUUUCUUUCGGAGUUAUUAAUGGUGGUAAAACAAAACAUUAUAAAAUAACACCAAGCUUAGAAAAUGUAACGACUCACUUAACUACCAGAAAAUCAUAGGUCAUUUCCAAUUGAACGGUCCCUGUCCGGGUGCCAAUGACAACGGUUCGCUUUACCGUCAGAAUGGGGGAGCUUUAUUUUCUUUGGUUUUUCUUCUAUAUUCACAGACAAAGCGAUAAACGUCGAUGUUGGGUUUACAAUAGUUAUUUAUUUGCUUACAACAUAAAACUAUAAAUUUAUAUAAUAUUAUAAAUAAGUUGAAAAUAUAAAAGUGUUAAUUGGAUAAAAAUAUCUAAUGUCAAAAUUGAAAAAUUUAAAUUAUUUUAGUUAAUUUAAUUUUCGUUUUUUUUCAAUAUAAAAGUAUUUAAAUUAAAUUGGCAUGGAGUACAUGAGGUAAAAAAUAAAUAAAUACUACUUCAAAACAAUUUUAUUAUUCAACCUUCUUUAAAUUUUCUGCGAAAUAUACAAAUUGGUCCGGUAGUUCAAAAAUCAUUUAUUGUGCAUAGUAUUUUCCUAGUUAUUGUUGGAUGUGGCUGAAAAUUAUUUUGAUUUUCAAAAUUGCUUAUUUCAAAUAAAACAGCUAAAUCGUCAAAAUUAGUUAUAGUUAAAUACAUAGAUUAUAUGUUAUACAUAAGUUGAAACAGUGCGAUAGUAAUAUGGUUUAAAUUAAUUAUGAAAAAAGAAAAUUCAAAUAAUGAUACCGACAAGUAAAAAGUUGAUAGUACAUAAUUUUGUCAUUGUCGAAUGAGAUUGAUUUAGUGUUGUUACACACAUUUUGAAGGGGUAAUGCAUUUUUGUACGAUUGUCAGCCGUGCGAGAUUUCAACAUAAGAACUGUCGAAUCGAACUCGACAACAUCUAAUUGACGUAUACGCCAAAAAGAUAGCUCUAAUCGAAAUGAAUUGACCCUCCGUCACACGGUUACGCUGAGUGACUAUAAUAAUUUUGUCGAAUCGCUCAAGAUCAGUGUUACCGCUAUAAUGUGGCGACCGGAGGUGAAUGCAUAGCGCUCACGUAUCGACAGAGCAAAUCGACUCAUGAGUACUGAUGAGUAUAGGGGAACAUACUCGAUUUACUCAAUAAAUUACAGUCGGUAUUUAUGCGUGUCCAGCUGGUCAGAUACCGGCCGACUGGCCGACAUUUGGCUGUUUAUUCCAUUAUUGGUCCGCAUGGUAUGGCACAAUACUUCCGGGUACCCUCCUUUAUAUUAUGAUGGUACGCAGGAAAACAAUGGCGUUUUACACAAUCGUUACGUGGUUUUCAGUUAUCGCUUUCUUCGCAUUGUAGAGCAUUGAACGGGCAUUACCAAUAUCUCGUGGUACUUAAUUUCCUAAAUAUUAUUAUACAUAACUCCGGCGUACGAAAGAGUUACAAAAUCUUGACUUUACGAUUUUACGAGACUAAUGCAAUGUUAUUAUUGGUAUUGUCUUUCGUGGACUCCUAAUUCAAUACCUAUAGGUAAUGUUGGCCAAACUAUAGUUUGGGUAAUAAACAUAUUGUCUGGCGGCCGUGUAAAUGUACAAUAUUUAACAAUAAUUGUAUGUACAUUGUACCGACACAUAACACUGUACAUAGAGCUGCUGAACCAGACGAAGUGUGCCAUUAUUGUAAUAUACUCGUAAUAAUGUGUUGGACGUUCUAAAACCAAAUAGGUAUGCCAAUUGGCAAUUAAUUACAAUACUCUAUCUGUAACGCGCAUAACAAUUUUCAACUGCAAUGAUCAUUAUUAUUACGAUUAUUACUCCGAAAUUAUCAUUGCAGCGAACGAAAAUAAUAAUAUAAUAGCGUGCUUGUUCGUGUGGAAGUACGUUGUGUUUAAUGUACUAGAAAUGCCACGACCCAUUAUGCCUACUGCUCUGAAAAAUCGGUACCUACUCACCGAGUAAAAGUCUUAAAUCUUAAGUGGGUUGGAACACGCCUAUUUUUCAUACGUUUUAUAAGUAGUGAGAAAUUAGACAUGUACUUCCCAAAGUCCGAUUUUAAUUUUUAAAGUAUGUAUGAAUUUUUUGAAUAAUUUUCUAGGUUAUUUAUAGGAAGUUGAUUUUCAAAUUUAACUUUUGAAGACUUCUGGAUUUAAGAAUUUAUUUUUGAAAAUUUCACGAAGUAACUAAAUUAUAUUCGAUUCGUUUUGGAUGAACUAAAUUUUAAAUCGAAAAAUCGACUUUUUAAAUACCUAACCUAGACAAUUUGAUAAUAAAUCCUAAAUACUUUAAAAAAUUUAAAUCAGUUAUCGGAAAGUACCUUUGUCCAAUUUUCCAGCGUUUUGCUGAUCUAAAACGUAUAUUUGUUUUUAAAAAUGGCUCUAACCCCUAAAUAAUCAUCGGGCCUUAAUACCCCCUUAAUAUCCCAUUAACCCCUUAAUAGUAAAAGAUCAUUUUUAUAAUUUUCCAAAAUUUGAGGAAAUUUGGAUAACAGUUAUUAAUUACUCCUUAAAACAGUUAUUAAUCAUCAUUGGUUUUCAACAAGAAUAUAUUUCUUAUAUAUCUAGAGUUUAGACUUUUAAAAGAUACUAUUUAAAAGUAUUUUAAUACAAAUAAAGAUAAUAUGUUAUAAUGUAAGAAAUUACCGAGAAAAACCGACAAGAAAAAACCGGUUUUUCCCGAAAAUUGGAGGAUACACAAAUUUUAAAAAUGACUUGGCAAAUUUUAGCAAAUUAUUUGCAAAAUAAUAACGUAGGUUUGAAGUCUGUAGCACGGAGUGGUGGAGCCAAC
Molecule: messenger RNA, 32158 nt
Organism: Cinara cedri
Lineage: Eukaryota; Metazoa; Arthropoda; Insecta; Hemiptera; Aphididae
Source: the annotation of a GenBank genome assembly